Molecule: messenger RNA, 2016 nt
Organism: Rhipicephalus microplus (southern cattle tick)
Lineage: Eukaryota; Metazoa; Arthropoda; Arachnida; Ixodida; Ixodidae
Source: RefSeq, a predicted model, not a curated record
AUGGAUUCGAUCGUGACGGCCCGUUUCUGUUUCCUAAAUGAUGGUCGCCGCACCUUUGUGCGCCGUGGUGCCACUCGGAGGGCGCUCGAUCUAUCGCUGGUCUCGGAGGAGUGCCACUACACAUGGCAACGCGUGCCGGACACCGAGAGCUCGGAUCACUACCCAAUCAUCCCCGAGCCCCUCUACGCUGGUGCCCCGCGCUGCAAUACUUACAGUGUAGUGAACUGGCCUCGUUUCCGCGAACUGUGUGCUACAGUGCCAGUCGCAGAAGACUUCCUACACCACAUUGUUGAGUGUGCCAGUGCUGCCAUGACAGUGUGUCGAGUGCCGUCCGGAACACCUGUGCCAGACAUCAAGCUGCUCAAUCUUCGUGCAGCUGACCGCUUGGCCCAGCGCCGAGCGGAACACUCGGAUAAAGCAGACGACUGGACCGUUUACAACCACAUCGAUGCAGUUUGUCGUCACCACGCCCACCAACAAUGGUAUCGCGGCUGGUCCAGCCUUUGCCACACCUUUGACGAUCCGCGCUGCCAUCGGCGUGCCUGGCGCAUUUUCUGGGUGCUCCUGCGACCACGAGUCCUCCGUCAGCCCGAGCUCUCCAUCGCAGUGGUGCUCUCUAUUUCCACCGCACAGCUGGCUAAGCUACUGGCAGAUACCGUCGCAAGCCUCACUGUCAAUGCUGCUGCUGCUCCCGCCCCUCAGCUCCCAGAGCACGCGAGACCAGAACUUUUCGCGCCUUUCUGGUAUUUCUCUACGGCAGCCAUCGUCGAGGCGACAUCAGAGCUCUGCUCGGUGGAUUUCACCAUCACGAAGCUGCGUGCGGUGCUUGACAGCCGCAAGCGUCGAUCAGUGCCCGGUAACGAUGGCAUCACCUAUACGAUGCUGCGCAACAUCGACGGGAACCUCCUGUCGCAGCUUCUCGGUGCCUUCAACACGAUCUGGCGCACUGAGGAACUCCCUCCUUCGUGGAAAGAGGCGCUGGUGAUCCCGAUCUAUAAGAAGGGGAAGGCGACGUCGGAGCCUCCAUCCUACCACCCCGUAUCGCUCACAUCGGCUGCGGGGAAAACUUUCGAGGACAUGGCGCUCUGGCGCCUACAGUGGAUAGCCACUGCGCUUGAUUUCCUCGCGGCCGAACAGAGCGGCUUCAGAGCUCAUCGGGCGACUGCGGAUUCCAUCUCCGACGUCAUCAGCCUUCUGGAAGAGGCCAAGCAUCAGGGAGAAGCUGGUUACCUCGUUUUGUUCGACGUGCGGAUUGCCUUAGACUCUCUUCCGCACCCCACGUCAUGGACGCCCUUCGUGAAAUGUGUGUGUGCCACAAAUGUGGAGAUGCGUGGAAGCAUUCCUCCCCCUGGCAGCAUCAACGACUACAUCCCACUCGGCACAGCCUACGAGGUGCGUGUGGCCGACUAUGCUGUCGACAUCGCGCUCUUCACGAGUGUACCUACCUCCCGUGGUCGCCAAGUUCGUGAGAGCCUCCAGGCUGCUAUAAAUGCAGUGGCCAGCUUUAUAAGUGGCGUGGGCCUCGAACUCUCCGCCACUAAGACCGAGGGCCUUCUCGCCCACCCGUGCAAAACGGCCCGCUACUACGUCCCGAAGCUGCGCCUUCGUGGCCACCAGCUGCCAUGGAGGAAAAGAGUCCGAUACCUCGGGCUCACAAUGAACCACCGCCUCAGCUGGAAGCCCGCGAUCGCCGAUAUUCGAGAGGGAUCGCGCAGGAGUGCCGGAAUGGCCUCUCGCCUCAUCGCGGGCGGCACACGCUGCUCCCCAGACAUCGCUUUGCGCCUGUACAAUGCGGUGGCCUCACCAGAACCCUCUAUGCAGUGCCUCUUCUCGGGCUCAAACCCACACAAUGGGUCACGCUCGAUGUUGAUCAUCGUGGCACCAUGUGCGCCUCUUCGGCUUACCGCGAUCCUCGUCAAUCGGCCCCAACCUCGCGGAGGCCAAUCAGACGCUUCUUUCACUCCGAGCGAAAGGCGCCGCCCUGCGACACCUGCAUCGCAUGCACCGGACGCCUGA